This is a messenger RNA of Aureobasidium melanogenum CBS 110374, 723 nucleotides long. RefSeq lists its product as uncharacterized. Bases 1 to 723 code for a protein of 240 amino acids. The record is from RefSeq and is a predicted model, not a curated record. Gene Ontology annotation, molecular function: protein binding. NCBI's taxonomy places the organism in Eukaryota, Fungi, Ascomycota, Dothideomycetes, Dothideales, Saccotheciaceae. The transcript is spliced from 3 exons.
AUGUCAACGUGGAGCAUCAACCUCUUCAAAGCUCAUUUCGGAAAAUCAGUUCUCCAGCAAUUGUGGGAUGACCGCGAAAAUGCCGACUUCGAGAUCCACUGCGCAGACCAGAAAACAAAAGUACACAAGACGAUCCUUCGCGCUCACUCUGAAGUGCUCGCUAAAACCUGCGACAAUCGCUCCUUCAAGCUCAAGGCCAAUUCCUACGAAGGCAACCUUGACAAUCUGGGUGAUGGAGACGACCCCGAGAUCGUCGAAGAGAUGAUUCAUUACUUCUAUCAUCUUGAGCUGUCCUCCAAAGCCAGAGUGAUCUCAGCUAGACCUCGCAAGGGCGCCCGGAUCGAGCUGUCUCUUGUCUAUCUCGCUAGGGUAUACGUGCUAGCCGAGAAGUACUUCAUUGAAGGCUUGAAAGCAACAGUCAUAUGCGAUUUUCGUAACAGUCUGACAAGCAACGUGUUCCAUCCAGAGCUCGUGGAGGCUUGCCUGAUCAUCUACAAGAAGACUGUGGAGCCAGCUAGCGAGAUAGGCUUGAAGACCAUCGUGGCAAAGGCUUUGGCAUAUGAGUUGGGAGAGGUCAUGAGGUCUAGGAUGCACGACGAGCUGUUCUCAGAGAUCCCUGAGCUGACCCUUAGUGUUCUGAAAGAGGUCUCUAAAUUGCCCAACUCCUGCAAUUCCCGUCGUUCAUCUAGUUCCAUAGGUGGCCUCUUUGGUCUGUUCGAUUGA